AUGGCGGCGGUCAUAGAAAAGGAUUCAACUCUAACAUUAUUGCUUCAUAUUCCACGUAGGGAACACUUUGAGCAAAGAAGCCGGGAGGAGCCAGUGAGGAAAACAAAUCUUGUGAAAAAAGGAACUGAGAGGGAAAGACAAGCCAAAGACCCCAGAGUGACCUGGGUGUCACAGAGAUGUGGUGGGAGCACCACGCCCUCUGGGAAUAGAGCGGAGCUCACCACAGGCGAGGGAGGUAGUAUGGAGAAAUCAGAGGGAAGCUCUGUGUCACAAGGUGAUGAGGAUGGGUCUCAAGUCAACAAGCCUGCCCAACUUCCUGAACUCAGCAGCCAUGCAGCAAAAUUCAACAGACUUAAAGAACAUUGCCACGCAUCUCAUGACAGUGCAAGUCAAGACAGUCUCAGCCGACCUUCUACCCACUCUACAGAGCCUUCUUGUUCUGACCAUGACCUUGACCUGAAGUCCACGCUUCCCUUGUCACCUUCCUCUCAAUGCGCUGAUGUUCCACUACCUGAAAUUAAAUCAGCAACUGAAACUCAUCAGUUUAUUACACCUCCUGAAAACAAGAGGGCCCCAGACUUAGAAUGGACUUUUUAUCCAAGGUUUGGUCUUCACACAUAUCAUAUUGGGAAGCGAUGCGUCUUCAAUGGUCUCUUCCUCCGAAACAAAACCUCUGCAUCAGAAAGGAUGUUAGAAAUGCGUUUGGGAAGAAAAAAACAUGAAAUCGAUCACAGAAAUGGCAUUGCAAUGGUAACCCCCUGUGACAACUGCUACAGCUGUCCAGAACACAGCAGAAACUUUCACAAAUUUGGAUCAACAAGGCCUGUGGUGAACUUUGGGUGUGCAACAUACAAAAGGAAAGCAGAUACAUUUAUCCCUCUCCAGCGCUUGUCACGGACUCCUUGCAUCCCUUUCCACGUGAAGGAGAAACAGCAGGAAUUGGAGAAAGAAAGGAACGAUGUGAAAAAUCUAGACAGAUGGAAGCCAGCUCCAACACUGCUUCAGGCUUUGGGUGCUAGUGUAUUAGCGCACAGAGUCAGACAGCGUGAAUCGUAG
Molecule: messenger RNA, 1056 nt
Organism: Terrapene triunguis (Three-toed box turtle)
Lineage: Eukaryota; Metazoa; Chordata; Testudines; Emydidae
Gene: SPATS1
Product: spermatogenesis associated serine rich 1
Exons: 9
Coding region: 1-1056 (351 amino acids)
Source: RefSeq, a predicted model, not a curated record